This is a messenger RNA of Lachancea mirantina, 300 nucleotides long. NCBI's taxonomy places the organism in Eukaryota, Fungi, Ascomycota, Saccharomycetes, Saccharomycetales, Saccharomycetaceae. The record is from the annotation of a GenBank genome assembly.
AUGACUUCCAGUGACGAACAGACAAUGCGCGUCAAAGCGCAAAUUCAGCAGUACUUAGUACAAUCAGGUUACUAUGAAAAACUUUCCGUAAGCCUCAACGAAAAACUACUUCAGGAUGGAUGGAUGGACGAAGUAAGACGAAUCACAAACGAAGAGAUCUCAGCAAACAAUACUUCUAAUUUCACUCAAAUAUUGGCAAAAGUUGAACCAAAGGCGCUAGACAUGGUUUCCGCAUCUACUCGUGAUGAAGUGAUAGAUCAAAUAAGGACAUUUCUCAGCGAAAUUGUUGAAACUGAUUGA